Messenger RNA from Clonostachys byssicola, 1251 nucleotides. NCBI's taxonomy places the organism in Eukaryota, Fungi, Ascomycota, Sordariomycetes, Hypocreales, Bionectriaceae. The record is from the annotation of a GenBank genome assembly.
AUGGCCAGCCCUACGACCACCAUCGCCGAGCUGGUGUCCAGGACUACCGAGUCUGCCGUCGUCUCUUGCACCACUGCCGUGCCCGACGAGAACGGCUACGUCCCCUCUGACGCGUGCAAUGCCAACUAUGGCUUCUACCCCAGCUUUGCCGCCAACUGUGCCUUUGCCGUCAUCUUCGGCAUCAGCUUCUCCGCCCACUUCGUCCAGGCCAUUGCCUGGAAAAAGAGAUUCUGCUGGGUCCUGCUCAUGGGUGUCUCGUGGGAACUGCUCGCCUUCAUCAUCCGAACCGUCGGAAGUAAGGAUCAGCAGAACAUGGGAUACGCCAUUGCCGGACAGCUCUUCUUCCUCCUCGCCCCUCUCUGGAUCAACGCCUUCGUCUACAUGACCGCCGCCCGCGUCGUUUACUACGCCGUCGACGACCAGUCUGUCUGGCGCAUCAAGGCCACCUGGCUGACCCAGAUCUUCGUGUGGAUCGAUGUCGUGUGCUUCAUCAUCCAGGCCGGCGGCGGCAUCCUCAUGUCCAACUCCGGGCCCGAGGCCGACCAGCACCUCAUCGACAUCGGGAAGAAGAUCUACAUGGCCGGCUGCGGCGCCCAGCUCGGCUUCAUCACCGUCUUCAUCGGGCUGAUGGUCAGGGUCUACAUGAAGAUGCGGGCCACCCCCAGCCUCGAAGCCAACAUGUCCCGGGCCAUGCUGCUCUUCUGGGCCCUGACAGGCGUCCUCCUAUUCAUCGUGGUGAGUGUCCGAAAGCCCGACAUCACAAGAAAUAUAAAGCUGACCUGCAAUCACCAGAUGCGCAUCAUCUUCCGCCUCGUCGAGUUCGGACCCGGCGCCGGCUCGGACAACGAGAUGCUCACCCACGAGGCGUACGCCCUCUGCCUCGACGCCCUCCCCAUGGCCCUCGCCGUCCUCCUCCUCAACGCCGUGCACCCCGGCUGGGUCCUCCGUGGCGCCAACAGCGAGUUCCCCCGCGCGACGCGCCAGGAGAGGAGGCAGGCCAAGGCGGAGAAGAAGGCGGCGAAGCAGCAGGCCAAGCUGGAUAAGAAGAUGGCCAAGGAGGAGAAGAAGCUGAAGAGGCGCGGCGACGCGACCUUUGUCGCGCUCGAUAACGAUUCCAGCUCGGUUGAGGAGUUGGAGAUGGGGAUGGGGCCGAGGCAGACUGCGCCGCUGCAGCCGUACAGUCCUUACGGGGGGCAUCAGUCUGAGUAUGCGACCUAUGAGGAUAUUGGCGAUAGCGGGCGCAGGGUUUGA